Messenger RNA from Suillus paluster, 510 nucleotides. RefSeq lists its product as uncharacterized. Bases 1 to 510 code for a protein of 169 amino acids. The record is from RefSeq and is a predicted model, not a curated record. NCBI's taxonomy places the organism in Eukaryota, Fungi, Basidiomycota, Agaricomycetes, Boletales, Suillaceae. The transcript is spliced from 2 exons.
AUGUUUUAUGUCAACUUUGAAGAAAACAUUACAGCAAAAUAUGGUGUAGUCUGUGAGGGCUGGCCGCUGCUGAAAUUUUGCAGCCCUGGAGAUAUUGGCUCACACACUGAAGUCAAGGUACUCAAUAGUGCAUGGAAAACAGGAACUGCAAAGUUCUGGAAGAUGUCAAAGGCUGAGUUCAAGCAGUGGGACGAAGGCAGGUUCCAGCCGAAAUUGAUUGCUGAUUCAGCUCGCGAGCAUCGCGCUGGUUCUACUCUGCCCCAAAUUCCAUCAGAAGGCUCAAGCUCUGCCAACCCUGUGUGGUCUUCACCCACUACAACUGAGGCACCUGCACUGUCCACCAUCGAAACAACAAGUCUCCCGCAAGAAACAUUUGUCAAUGUUAUUUCGGGAGUAGGUGGCAAGGAAGUUGUAGGUACUAAGAAAGCUAGGAAGACAUGUUCUGAUAAGGGAAAAAAACGAGGCUCUAAACGCCCACAAGCCACCAACACGAAUGCCCCAACUGCUUAA